Messenger RNA from Ictalurus furcatus (blue catfish), 3901 nucleotides. RefSeq lists its product as uncharacterized. NCBI's taxonomy places the organism in Eukaryota, Metazoa, Chordata, Actinopteri, Siluriformes, Ictaluridae. The record is from RefSeq and is a predicted model, not a curated record. The transcript is spliced from 2 exons. The coding region runs from base 221 to 1258 and encodes 345 amino acids.
UCGUGACGUGACGGAAUAUUCCGGAACAGAAACAAAAAGGUAAACAUCCACAGAGCAUGUGCGUUGUGCACAUAGCUCGCGCAUGCGCGCGCCCCCUCAUCGAGGUUGUGACAUUCGCGCGUCUCACUCUGGUUGCUAGGCUAUUUUGUCGCGUCAUCAAACACGCCAUUGUUCAGUCAAAUUUAUUCUGCCUUUUCACUUAUUCGGCCGAACACCGAAAAUGCUUUUUUUGCUAUUUUCGGCCAAGAAUUUUCAUUUCGGCCCCCUCUCUUCCAUGGUGCCACUUAGAAGCAAAGUCUUGUAUUUCAACCUCCCUCCCUGCUAUGGUGUUCUCCUCCUUCCUAUAGCCCUUUCACAACACACGGAUAAUCCAAUAGUAUGUACCUCUCUAAAAAUUUUCUAUCAGUUUCGCCGUCAUUUUAAAUCUAUCUCGGCCUCAACCAUGGCAUCAAUAUGUAAUAACCACCUCUUUCCCCCCUCCUUUAUAGAUUCCACAUUCUCUUUGUGGGAAAAGAAGGGUCUGAAAUGCUUUGAGGAUCUUUUCAUUAAUAAUGUGUUUGCAAACUUUUCUGAGUUGUCCUCGUCAUUCAGUCUGCCUCCGUCUCACAUAUUCCGUUUCUUUCAAAUUAGGCAUUGUGUCUCCCCCCUAUUCGCUGGUUUUCCCUCCUUACCUACAAAGUCUGCAUGGGAAGAGGUGUUCAAGCUGAAUCCUCAUAAGGGUGGCAUUAUCUCACGGAUAUAUGCAACGAUCUGGUCACAGGACGAUUUUUACAAUAUCAAAACCAUUAGUGCUUGGGAAGAGGAAUUGGGCCUGGAGCUUGAGGAUGAUUACUGGGGCAGAGCGUUAGAUAAUAUACGUACCACCACGUCCUGUGCUAGACUUAGUUUCAUACAAUUUAAAGUGGUCCACAGAGCUCACCUCUCUAGGAGUAAACUGUCUAAAAUAUAUCCCAAUGUUCCUGACAUGUGUGAAAAAUGUAAACUUUCGCCCUGUAACCUGAGUCAUAUGUUUGCACUCUGUCCCAAACUGCAGAACUUUUGGAACUCUUUCUUUGAAACUAUGUCCGACGUUCUUAAAAUCAAACUGGAUGUCUGUCCUUUAAUUGCCAUCUUUGGUGUUUCAUCUCAGCAUCAGCCGCUGAACCAUAAACAAGCUAGUGUUGUGGCCUUUGCAUCGUUACUUGCUCGGCACAGAAUAUUGUUGUCUUGGACUCCACAACUCAACUCCACAACCCCCCUCUAUAUCAGUCUGGCUUAAAGACUUAAUGUUCUUUUUAAAACUUGAAAAAAUCAAGUACAACAUCAGAGGCAGGGGUGACUCAUUUUUGGGAAAAUGGAAACAAUUUAUUACCUACUUUAAUGAUGUACGCACCCUGGAGGUGGAUUGAGGAGAGGUAGACGGUAGACACUAAUCAUCUUACCUUUUUUUUUUUUUUCUUUGAAUGUUUGUUUGUUAUUGUCUUUUGUUUCCCCCUUUCUUUUGGUUUUUGGCUGUGGUUGUUUUGUUGGGGUUGUUGGAUGUGGUGUUAUAAUGUGUAAAAUGUAAAUUUCCAAUAAAAAUUCUAUGAUAAAAAAAAACAUUCGCAAUAGGCCUAUGUACAACCCCAAUUACGAAAAAGUUGGGACAGUAUUGAAAUUGCUAAUAAAAACAAAGAUUUGUAAAUGUACAUUGACUUGUAUUUAAACAAAAAAAUGUAUAACGACAAGGUAUUUGAUGUUUUACCUAAUCAACUGUAUAUUUUUUUGAAGGUAAAAGUUUAUUUUGAAUUUGAUGCAUGAAAGACGUUCCAAAAAACUUCGGACAGGGGCGAUUUAGGACUAAUAGAGAUGUGACAAGUUGAAAUAAGAAGGUGAUGUGAAACAGGUAAGGCAAUUGUCUAAUCAUAGUAUAUGAGGUGUCUCCAAAAAAGACCUAGUCCUUCAAGAGUAAGGAUGGGUCAAGGCUUACCAAUCUGCCAAGAGAUGCGUCAGUGAAUAAUCAACACUUUGAGAACAACAUUCCCCAAAGACAAAUCGGUAGUAUUUUGGGCAUUUCACCUUCUACAGUGCACAAUAUAAUUAAAAGAUUCAAGGAAUCCGGUCAAAUCUCUGUGCAUUAAGGGCAAGGCCGCAAACCACUUCUGUAUGCACAUGAUCUCCGAUCCCUCAGAUGUCAUCGUCUUAAUAAAUGUCAUGAACCUGUAAAGGAUAUCCUGACAUGGGCUCAGGAACACUUUCGUAAACCUAUCUCAGUCAACGCCAUUUGCCGCUGCAUCCACAGAUGCAAGUUAAGGCUUUACUAUGCAAAGCUCAAGCCAUACAUCAACACUGUCCAGAAGCGACUUCUCUGGGCUCCAUCUCAUCUGAGAUUGACAGUAGCACAGUGGAAUCAUGUUUUGUGGUCCGACAAAUCAACAAUUCAAAUAGUUUUUGGACAAAACAGCCGUCAUACUCUCCGGGCCAAAGAGGAAAAGGACCAUCCAAGCUGUUAUCAGUGUCAGGUCCAAAAGCCAGCAUCUGUCAUGGUAUAGGGGUUUGUCAGUGCCCAUGUCAUGGGUAACUUCUACAUCUGUGAGAGCACCAUUAAUGCAGAAAGAUAUGUUCACAUUUUGGAGCAACAUAUGCUACCAUCCAGAUGUCGUCUUUUCCAGGGAUGUCCCUGCAUUUUGCAGAAGGACAACACCAAACCACAUUCUGCCUGGAUUACAAGCGCAUAGUUGCAUAAGCAGAGAGUGCAGGUACUAGCAUGGCCUGUCUGCAGUCCUGCAGCCAAAAUAAGGCAACUAAGGCCCUGUACAUGCAUGAAGAAAUGCAUGAUGGAUGAAUGGGGAAAAUUCCCCUUGCUAAACUUAAGCAACUGGUGUCUUCAGUGCCCAAACGCUUAAUAAGUGUAAAAGAAAAUGUGUUGUUACACAGUGGUAAACAGUCGACUGUCCCAACUUUUUUUGCAGUGUGUUGCAGUCAGAUUUGAAAUGAGUGUAUAUUUUAAAAAAUAAAUUAAAUUCACAAAGUAAAACAUGAAAUAAUGUGUUAAUAACGUAUUUUCAGUAUUGUACAGGGUGAAUUGAAGUUUCAAAUGACUCUUUUUGUUUGUUUGUUUGCAUUUUCCAUACUAUCAAAACAUUUUCGGAAUUGGGGUUGUACAUUUUGGGGUAUGUUUGUUGUUUUUUGGGGUUGCCUGUUACGUUCCCGCCGGUAGAUGGCACUGCGGCGUCGACAUGCACGAGCGGCUUUAGAGAGAGCGCGUGCACGAGACUCUUGUAUAUGGACACGCGCCUUUGUUUGUUUUGGUUCCCCCCCUGUUUAAGCAUUGGUUGAUGUAUGAGGGUGUGUCUUGAUUUACUCCAGGUGUCUGUGUUUUAGUUUGAUUGUGUUUGUUAUUUAAACCCCUUGUGUUGCUGUGCACUUCGCGCAGUAUUGAAUGAGUAUUUGAACCUGAAUGUAAUAGUGAAUACACUAUGCAUGCUAAGCGGUCUUGUUUGUGUGUCCUGUUCUCGUUCCAUGCCUUGACUUCAGUUCUAUGUUUAACCCGUUAAUCUUGUCCAGUAUAGACUGUGUUUCCUGUGUUUUGUCUGCUGUGUAAAAAUAAAGAUGCGGAUCUGCACCUGCUCCCGCCUCACUUCCCUGUAUCGUAACAGAAUACUGUGCCCACCACGCAGAAGCAGCAGAUCAAAAUGAACGCUGCCGAAGCUGCCGAGUUUGAGAAGUGACGUUGAUCGUUCUGGGAACAGAGUAACCAGAUAAACGAAGAACUUGCUCAGAUCAAACGCCUUCUGAAGCCGCUGCAGCAAGCUGGGCCACAUAUCACGUAGCCACCCGUGCAAGUUCCCCCGCCCCUGCUGCCGGAGAGCUACGCUGCGCUAUGUGGGCAGCUGAGCUACACGGAUUACUGGGGCUUCCCGCCGCUGGGGAACAACGCUGU